Messenger RNA from Saxophila tyrrhenica, 672 nucleotides. RefSeq lists its product as uncharacterized. The coding region runs from base 1 to 672 and encodes 223 amino acids. Gene Ontology annotation, cellular component: MIS12/MIND type complex. The transcript is spliced from 2 exons. Lineage: Eukaryota; Fungi; Ascomycota; Dothideomycetes; Mycosphaerellales; Extremaceae. Gene Ontology annotation, biological process: chromosome segregation. The record is from RefSeq and is a predicted model, not a curated record.
AUGGCGGCCGAAACCACGAACGGCUCAAUAUCUUCUAGAUCACCAUCGCCAGCCAGUCGACCACCUAUACCGACCGCGCCUGGACCCCGAGCAACCGCCCUCCAGAAGCUAUACGGCGACGCGAUUGCUCACGUACUCAAAACAUGCAACUACAACAACUUCAGCUCCUGCUUCCCAACAGCAGCGCAACAUGUCCCUGGCAGUGUCAAGUUCCUGCACGAGCAAUUCACCGAGAAACUGGGCGAGAGCAUGCGGAAAGAGUUCGAAGCCAUCCUUGAAGACAGACAUGUGGUGAGCAGCUUGAACGAACUUGACGGGUUAAUAGAGGAGGCGAGGAAGAGGAAGGGCAAGACGAAGGAGGGCGAGAGUGCUCCUUUGCCGCCACACACUCUACCGGCGCAGCAACUGUACCUCUCUCAUUUGGCGCCUUCGUUACAGCAGCACUCCCAGGACCUGAAGCAGCGGCAGGACGGCAUUCAAGCAGAGAACGUCGAGGUGCUGGAGCGCGUAAUGCAACAGAGACGAGAGAUCGAGGCGUUGGUGAAAGGGCUAGAGAAUGUGGUCUCGGAUCUUGAUGCCAGUGUUGCGAGCAUACAGUCCGAGGAUGCUGGCAUCGAAGGAUUGAGGGAUGAGGUUAGGGAAGUGGACGAGGACAUGAGAAUGACGGCAUGA